CAGAGUGUGAGGCUUCGAAGCGUCUAACCACUGCCUGGUAUGACAGACCAAUCAGGGAAGAGGUGGGCGUGUCCCACAGUAUGACUACAGAGGGAGUUCGCACCGACGUGCCGCCGCCGCUGCAGCAUGUUGAUGGCACUCGAUGUUCUACCCGUGGAGGAUUUCCCGCGUAAAGUGAUGCCCGGAGGUGACUCCUGCACGUGCAGCGCCAAGUGCCGGAACCGCCGCAGCAGCAGCAGCAGCAGCAGCAGCAGCGUCUUCUUCCUGGGAUUAUUCACGCUGUCACUCUCCCUUCACGCCGUCACCCUGCUCUGCUACUUGGACCUGCGCUCCGAGGUCAGAAGGGAACUAAUCCACCAUAAACGGGACUCCGUGUUGACACUCGUGGGAAGUGACUCGGCCAGCCCGGCGUCUGCGGUCCUCCCGCCCGGACCCCCGCGGCUCGACCCCAGCAGCAGCCGCGCCACGGAUAAUCCCGAGGAUAACUCACUGCAUCAAAACAGAGACUUACUAGCCACAGAAGAUAACAGGGGCAUAACUCAGAGGGCAAAAAGAAGUCCAGGAAAGCAGCUACACACAGAAUCGACAGGAAAGGAAAAAAGAAAAGAGAGGAAAAAAGGGAAAAAACGAGCAAUACCAGGCCCCCCUGGUCCUCCAGGUCCCCAGGGCCCACAAGGCCCACCGGGCAUUCCUGGUAUCCCCGGUAUCCCAGGAAGCAACGCCGUGGGUCCUGCAGGACCGCCCGGCCCCCCUGGGCCACAGGGGCCUCCAGGCGCUCAAGGCCCAGCAGGGGUUCCUGUUAGGACUGAUAGGACAAAAACUAAAGAAUUCCAGCCCGCAGUGGUCCAUUUGCAAGGGCAGGAGACAACCAUCCAAGUGAGAGAAGAUCUUUCUGAAGGCAUCCUCAGGAACUGGAAGACCGUGUCCAUCCAUCACCGUGUGUUUAAAAUGCACUCUCGCUCCGGAGAGCUUGAGGUGCUAAUGGAUGGCGUCUACUUCAUAUAUAGUCAGGUAGAAGUGUACUACCUCAACUUCACAGACAUCGCCAGCUACGAGGUGAUGGUGGAUUCCAACCCCUUCCUCUGCUGCACCUGCAGCAUCGAGACGGGCCAGCGCAAGUUCAACACCUGCUACACAGCUGGGGUGAGCCUGCUGCGUGCUGGCCAGAGGAUCUCCAUCCGUAUAGUCUAUGAGGACACGCUCAUCAGUAUGACCAACCACACCACUUUCCUGGGGAGUGUCAGACUAGGAGAGGCUCCAUCUGCUGGGCAGAAUUGAUAACUACACAAGUCAGCCCUCUAUGCGUCAUGAUUAGAUGGGUGUCUAGAAGGCCUCUGAGAUCCUGCUAGGAUGGCAAUUUGCAGUGAUGAAGUCAAAAACAGUAUCUCUCUACCACAACUCUGUAGUAAGAAGGACAAUACGGACUGUUUUAUGCUUGUGCUUCCACUGAUCAAGUGCUAUUGACCGUGACGAGCUGAAUGUCUGUUUGCUCAUCAAGUAAGUCACUAUGUAAAGUCACCUGCAUCUCUCCCUCAUUAUACCAAGGAAGGAUACUGCACACACAGGUGCUUAAUACAAAAAUUUGAUCGCUGACAAAUAAUAUUUGUGUUGCUUAAAAAAACAAGCAUUUCCAAAUUGUGAUAUUUGACAUUUUUAGAGUUCAUCUAACUAUAUAAAAUAGAUAGCUACUGCUGUGUAGUUUGCCAUAAAAAGGUUUUAGGGCAUUGGUCGGCAACCUGCAGCUCUUCAGCCUUCUUCUUGUGUCCUUUAUAAAACGCCAGACAGAGGGAGUGUGCAUUUUUUUUUAAAAGUUGUAUAACUUUGAGUCCUGACUAGUGAAUGAAUAAGUGUGAGAAAGGCAUGGAAGAGGGAGGGGAAGCCUGUGUUGUGUGCCGUACAACAGAGAUGUUGGCGUCUUGAGUGUGCAACCCUUGCUGUUAGCUUACCAUGAAUACAUCCCAAAAAAGAAACAUCUCAGAAGAAAAUAGAGUUGAAUUCUGCGCGGACAAAUUUACCGUAAAUUCCGAACUAUAAGCCGCUACUUUUUUCCUACGUUUUGGACCCUGCAGCUUCUAAAACAGUCCGGCUAAGUUGUAUUUUCCUUGCUGACGGCCAUAAUGCAAUAUUAUAAAAAACAACAAGAAGCAAACACACUGAUAAGGUGUGUUAUUGUUAUUAUAGUGUCGUUUCAUUUAGUCCUUUCAACCGGAAGUAGAAGUGCCGUUCAGUCUUCUAGCCGUCCAUAGUGUUUUAAGCAAUGUUUGUAAGUUUUACAAUAUAAAUUAAACUGUUUACACUUAUUAAACCGUCCCAUGUGUGAUGACCCUGGGAGUGUUUUCAUACAUACUUGUACAUGCUAUUGUGAUGUAAUGAAGCUAUUGUUGUUAGCUUUAGCUAAUAUGCUAACAUUUGUGUCUGUGUUAGUAUAAUUAACUUACAACGGCAUUUUUUUUGUAUUCUUUCAGUUUCACAAAUUCCUCAGUGAUUCACCAAGACAAUGGAUUUAUUGAGUCUGUUUAGCUGAUUGGAAAGCGAUCUCCCGCAGCUAGUGGGUCCAUGACGAUAACUUCGGUUUUGUUUGAUCAUCCUUUUUACUGCCGUGUUACAGGAACCGUUUGGAAACUAAGAUGUAUAAAUAAAUAUUCAAAAAUCUUUGUGUAAAUGACUUAUUUAGCAACAUAUCUGCGGCUUAUAUACUGGUGCGCUCUAUAGUCCAGAAAAUACGGUAUUUGUCUAUAAAAAAAUGAC
Molecule: messenger RNA, 2748 nt
Organism: Entelurus aequoreus (snake pipefish)
Lineage: Eukaryota; Metazoa; Chordata; Actinopteri; Syngnathiformes; Syngnathidae
Product: ectodysplasin-A-like
Exons: 9
Coding region: 127-1278 (383 amino acids)
Biological process (GO): immune response; animal organ development
Cellular component (GO): membrane
Molecular function (GO): death receptor agonist activity; death receptor binding; tumor necrosis factor receptor binding
Source: RefSeq, a predicted model, not a curated record